Messenger RNA from Dissoconium aciculare CBS 342.82, 779 nucleotides. RefSeq lists its product as uncharacterized. The transcript has 2 exons. The record is from RefSeq and is a predicted model, not a curated record. Bases 95 to 544 code for a protein of 149 amino acids. Lineage: Eukaryota; Fungi; Ascomycota; Dothideomycetes; Mycosphaerellales; Dissoconiaceae.
AUUCGAAUAGGCUUUACUUUAUAAUAUGACCUGCUGCACUGGACAAACCUAAGACGACACAUGCACUGACCAGCAAUUUCCCGCGUUCGAUAUUAUGACACUAUGUUCAACCCAAAAUCGUUCGCACCUACCUCGGUGGCAGCCUCUUCAUGCACAGCGAUGGCACCAUAACUGUAACCCCACAUCCGUCAAUCGGUACUUGAAUGUCGUGCCACGGCUACACGACCAUAUUGGGCACAACAACAUCCUGACCUCUGCAAGCUUACUGCUCCACAGCAUAUUCUUGAGACGACAUGGAAGCAAGCUGACGUCUGCAUUGGGCGAUGGAGCUGACCGUGGAUGGCCGAUGUCCGAAGCAAGUACAUCCUCUGCGAUGAUUUCGAACAUCAUCAUCAUCAUCCGAUGCGGAGACAAGAAUAAACAUAAAAGGCUGGACCUACGGCAGAGCGGACUCGUUCUUCUCCCGUCCGGACCUCAAGCUCUCCCUCGUUUCCUUGCAGCCCCCUUCAAUCUUCUCGAACAGCUUCCACGCAAGUCCUGUUGAUCAUUUGCUUGGAAGUGCCAUUGCAACUCUGCACUCACCUACUCAUUCAUCAUGGAUAACAACCGCUUGUUCUUGAGCAUUAUGCUCGCCUCCUCGGUUGCUGCUUCCCCGUGGCAAACCAGUGAUUGGAAUGGCUAUGGUUCGCCUCCGUCCUGGGUCACUGCUUCCAAGACGCAAGGAGGCCCACAAGGUGGCCCGUACGGCGGCUGGGGCCCGAACGGCGGCUGGAGCUCCU